Ochotona curzoniae (black-lipped pika) is the source of this 747-nucleotide messenger RNA. RefSeq names its product signal peptidase complex subunit 1 (gene SPCS1). The transcript has 4 exons. Gene Ontology annotation, cellular component: endoplasmic reticulum membrane; signal peptidase complex. NCBI's taxonomy places the organism in Eukaryota, Metazoa, Chordata, Mammalia, Lagomorpha, Ochotonidae. Gene Ontology annotation, biological process: protein targeting to ER. The coding region runs from base 16 to 492 and encodes 158 amino acids. The record is from RefSeq and is a predicted model, not a curated record.
ACACGUCGCCGAGCGAUGGCGCGGGGCGGGGCCACGGGCAGCCAGGGCCUGGCGGAGACAUCCGCUUCCGGGGCCGCGGCCAUCGCUCUGCCCGGCUCGGAAAGCUCCCCGGAGUGUUUGCGGUGUCCUCCGGUGCUUCAGUGUUGCCUUCCCGCGCCCUGCUGCUCGCCCUCCGGAGUAGCCAUGCUGGAACAACUGAGCUCGUUUCCCACACAGAUGGAUUACAAGGGCCAGAAGCUGGCUGAACAGCUGUUUCAGGGAAUUAUUCUUUUUUCUGCAAUAGUUGGAUUUAUCUACGGGUACGUGGCUGAACAGUUCGGGUGGACUGUGUACAUAGUUAUGGCUGGAUUUGCCUUUUCAUGUUUGCUGACACUCCCCCCAUGGCCAAUCUACCGCCGACAUCCCCUCAAAUGGUUACCUGUUCAAGACUCGUGCACAGAAGACAAGAAACCAGGAGACAGGAAAAUUAAGAGGCAUGCUAAAAACAACUGACUGGGGUUUCUCUGAUUCGGCACCUGCUUCUGUUCCCCGAGAUGAGCUACACUGCUUUCAUAACCAAAAUCACCUAUGCUCUUACAGCACCGCGGCCAGACCUCAUUCUGUUUACAUUUCAUUUUAAUCCACUUGAGGUUUCAUUUAUAAAUAUUUUAAACCCUCUUCAUAAUCUUGCUGUGAAAUGGAAAACAGAAAAUGCAAGUAUGGAAAGUUUCAGGUGUACAUAAAUAAUAAAUGCCUCAUGAUAGUCCA